AUGUUGGAAGCGUCCAGAACAGUCCAUGCCCAGACCCAGAUCUUCUGGAACAAGCGAGACUUCCCCGAAUCGACAGGAGCACCCCUCCUAAUGGCAGCUUGUCAGACCACGCUAUGGAGGUGGAUUUCUGGGAUCUUAGGAGUAACAUGCCUUUCGUUGAUGGCUAUUUUGGGAACUAUCCUCAGAACUUAUUCAUGCAAUAUUUCUUGCCAAGAAAGAUGGAUUGGCUAUCAGUGCAACUGUUACUUCAUUUCCAAUGAAUCAAAAUCUUGGAAUGAAAGUAGGGAUUCCUGUGCUUCUCAGAAGUCCACCCUGCUUCAGAUGCACAGUGGAGAUGAAUUGCAUUUUAUGAAGCGUAAUCCAUACUUUUACUGGAUUGGAGUGACCUACAGUGCAGCUCACGGUGCCUUGGUGUGGCUGAAUGGCUCUGCUGUCUCCCAGGAUCUAUUUCCAAGGUUUAAAAUUAAAAAUCCAGAGAAGUGCAUAGGAUACAGCCCGAGUGGUUAUGUUUUGGAAAAACAUUGCUGGGAGAAAUUCCAAUUUAUCUGUAAACAGCAACUUACUUAG
Talpa occidentalis (Iberian mole) is the source of this 567-nucleotide messenger RNA. Its product is annotated as natural killer cells antigen CD94-like. The transcript has 7 exons. The record is from RefSeq and is a predicted model, not a curated record. Gene Ontology annotation, biological process: positive regulation of natural killer cell mediated cytotoxicity; stimulatory C-type lectin receptor signaling pathway. Bases 1 to 567 code for a protein of 188 amino acids. Lineage: Eukaryota; Metazoa; Chordata; Mammalia; Eulipotyphla; Talpidae.